UGAACAACUCUGAUUGAAAUGUCAUUUGUCAAUACCUACUUAGUCUGUGAUGUGAACGCAUUUCUGACAAAAUUAUUAAACUCUUAAUCUUUGCUAAAUUAGAUAUAAUUAUAAAAAGGCAGUUAUUAUAAAUAAGUUUUUAUUUCGAAAUAAUGCUACUUAAAAGAAUAAAUAUAUUAUUUACGACAAAGUGCACACGUGUUGUAAAUUAUGUUACUAAAGCACCAAAACCAGAGAUCCCAAAAAAUCCAUUAAAAAAUGUAUAUUCCGCAUCAGAUCAGAAAGAGAAUGGGGUUGUGUAUGACAGAAAACCUUUCAAGUUAACAUUGCAAGAAGGCAAAACAUAUAGUUGGUGUCUCUGUGGUCGUUCUAAGUCACAGCCCCUCUGUGAUGGUACACAUAAAGAUAUUUAUCUAAAGAUAACACAAAGACCUAUUCGGUUUACUGUAGAAAAAACAAAGGAAUAUUGGCUAUGUAACUGUAAGCAAACUAAAAAUAGACCAUUUUGUGAUGGAACACAUAAGCAAAAAGAAGUUCAAGAUGCUACAUCGAUUAAAGUGUAGAAAUAAAAUCAGUUAUUAUUAGAACCUGUAACAUUAACUUGACUCCAUAAGUAGUAAUUCUUGUUGGGAUCAUUAGGUUUUUGGUACACAAAAGAUAAAAACAAGUUAUGUAAAUGUAGAAUAAGAUGUUGAAUAAAAGUUUUAUGUAAAAUAUAAACAUUUAUUU
Messenger RNA from Diatraea saccharalis (sugarcane borer), 729 nucleotides. NCBI's taxonomy places the organism in Eukaryota, Metazoa, Arthropoda, Insecta, Lepidoptera, Crambidae. The record is from the annotation of a GenBank genome assembly.